UCGGCGCUGCCUGACGCUCAGGAAGUGGAGCAAACCACCAAAGAUUCCCGCAGAUUUAAUAGUGACGCUUUCAAUGUUACAAACGGUUUCACUCUGACCUAAAGGCAUAUUUAAACAUUUCCCCCAAAUAUUUGCGCCGAUAAUGCUGGAUGCUUGCACUCAUGAAGUUCACUAGGGACAUAUGCAGGCUGCUGGGACUCGGAAGCGGCCCUGAUGUCCAGCAACAGCAGCAGGAGGAGCAGAUGGACUGCAGUGCUGCGACUCUUGACCCAAGUCACCAUGCCACUUUGUCACAGGAUGGAAUAAAUGGAGAGGAGGAAUUGAGUGAGGAUGAAAAGGUCAGCCGGAAAGCAGAGCGACGCAGAGCUAAGAGGAAGCGUCGUCGAAAACGGAAGAAGCAGGAGCAGGUUAAACAAAGUGACGGUACUGAACAGGAUGACGAAGAGGAGGAUGGCGGUGCCGACUCUGAGUUAGAUGAGAGCGGGUCAGAAACAGACAUGCUUGUCGAAGAGGAACUACAAAGGUCACAGAGAGAGGAGAUAAAGGAAACUAAAUCUGCAGCUUCCCACAAGAAUGUUGCCACAUCAGUCAUAGCUCCUGCAGAAAUCAAAGGUCACCAGAAGCCACAAGCCAGGUCCGCUGAAGAGGAACCAGAGUGGGAUGUGAGCAGUGCCUUCUUUGCCAACGCUGCUAGUCAUAUCAAACCCAAAGGAACAAAUCGCAAGUCCAAAGAAAACAAAGAGAAUGAAGCUAAGAGAGAGACCAAUGGAACUGACAGUAUGACCAAGAAAAGCGCAUCACUGACAGAAAAAGGGAUAAAGCUGGUGCAAGAGGGACAGUACGCACAAGCAGUCACUAUGUUUACAGAAGCCAUUAAAUGUGAUCCAAAGGAUUACAGGUUCUUUGGGAAUCGUUCUUAUUGCUAUUACCUCUUGGAGCAGUACCCCCAGGCCCUGGCGGAUGCUGAACGCUCCAUUCAACUAGCUCCAGACUGGCCCAAAGGACACUUCCGCAAAGGCAGUGCUCUCAUGGGCUUGAAGCGGUACAGCGAGGCAGAGAAGGCCAUGGAGCAGGUGCUAAAGUUGGACAAAGACUGCGAGGAGGCCGUCAAUGAUCUCUUUAACUGCAAAGUUCUGCAGCUCAUGGAGCUUGGUUUUGAAGAGGUGCAAAGUGUUCUACUGCUAGAGAAGUUUUCAACUGUAUCAGCUGUUCUGGCUUCUUGUUCUGAUGCUGCGAGAGCUGCAGAUCCAUCUGUUGUGCAACCAGGAAGCCCUUGCCCGUCUCUUUGGGUGGGAAAUGUGACGACUGACUUAACAGAGAAACACCUGUGGGACCUUUUUAAAAUGCAUGGUGAGAUAGAGAGCAUCCGCGUGCUCCAUGAGAGGUUCUGUGCCUUUGUCAACUUCAAGAAUGCAAACAUGGCAUCCCGUGCCAUGGAGAAACUAAAUGGUUAUUGCAUCGAGAACACUCGCUUGGUGGUUCGCUAUCCUGACCGCCGCACUCAGAGGGUCCUUCCCUUUCCACUGAAGACUUUUCCUCCCGUCACACAGCAGACAGGAGCAGCUGCUGGUCCUCGGAGACGUGGCCCAGUAAACGGCGAUGAAUGUUACUUCUGGAGAACCACUGGCUGCCACUUUGGGGACAAAUGUCGCUACAAACACAUUCCUGAACAGAAGGGCAAGGACAGGAAACCCUGGCAACCUUGAACGCUGCGCCUCGGCAGUGUGCAGGAAACUAAGAUGCACCGAAUGUGCCAAUGGAGUUGGGACGAACUGGAUCAGGAUCUCCAGUCUAAAAAUAUGUACUGUGGCAGAAUGGACCAGAAGGAGCAGAGCCAGAUGUUGGACUCGAAGAGAGGAAUGGUCACACAUGUGUCACUAAGGACUGAGAGCGUGAAGGUCAUUUCAACCAAAGACCAGACUGGAUAAUAUUGUGAAAUAGUUCUAGAUUAACCAGACGGGAGCAACAAACCCUCAUGUUCACAGCCCUCCUUAGUACAUGGUGAACUAUCGCCUCUUAAAAGACACUAAAGUAAACUUUGCAGGCCAGCUACGAAACGUUUAAGUGAAACUGUCUUGGCCCACUAUCCAUGGGGGGUUAGAAGGUAAUGGAUCUGCUGCGUACAGCAACAGUGAAAGACAUCAGUGAGGAUUUUCUGCCAUCAUGUCCAGAAUCUUCCUUAUUCCAUCAAACAUUUUUGAAAUAUGUUCAAUUGACUUACCAGCUUGGAUUUUAACCGUUGAGGUCUACUUACUGCCCACAGCUGCUCUUAUCUCUCACCUGUCUGCUGUUUAUACUGGAAUACUGGAGCUCCAUUCACACUUGUUCCUGUGCCAGCAACAUCAACAGACCAAAGAUGUACAAACGGACAUAGCUGAUGUUUCAGUACCAAUGCCUAUGCAGCUGAGGACUUUUUUUAUUUUUUUUAAAAAAGCCAAUAAGCUACAGAGACCCAGAUGGGUGCCUUAAAACAGUUAAAUGUAGCUUUAAAUAAUCAGACUGAAGGAGCAUACGAUUGUUUAAUAACAUGAGUUGCGUUUAUCACUUUAUUUACCAAUUGGCUGCCUUUGUAUCGGAUUAGUUGUCAUGACAAGUGAUAGCAGAAUUGCUAUUCUCAUGAUAAUUGUGAUAGAAGUAACAGCAAAGCCUGGUGAUAUUAUGCAAUGCAGUAAAGUUGCUACUGUUUUUAAUAAGACUAUAAUGCCCAGUAUUUGUGGACGUUGUGAGGUAUUAUUUUACCCUUUUUCAUGGUUAGUUUUGAGGCUACAGGUUUUUAAUGGCCUGGAUUCCAUGAAGAGCUCCAUUCAUUAGGGUUCCUAUCUGUCUUUGUGGCCUAUCGGAGAGCUCGUUGCAGGACCACUGUAUAUCAAAUUCAAAUGAAGAGCUGUCGUUUGUUGUUUUUUCAGCAUUCGAAUAUUCAGUAUACUUUCUUGGCACAUUUGUUUUGGACAUGUCAAACUUUGUUUCUGCAAGAGAGAGCCAGACGCCCCCCCUAAACAUCAGUAACCAUCUGCAUAACAUAUUAUGCGUUUUUAAAAGCAGUGUUUAUGAACUUUAGAGCCUGAAUUUCAGUAAUUCAGUGAGCUGAAGAAUCUAAUGGCUCUGAAUUGAAAUAGGCACCAUUCGUUCAUGAGAUUUGACACUAGAUGGUGCAUUACAAGCCUCCCAGUAUCUACUAGACUACAGCCAAAGUCCACACUACGUUCACUUGUAUACUAUGCUCUGCAUGGUGAAUAUUUAUUUUGAUAUUUAUACAUUUCUUUAUUUCUCUUUAUUACACAAAUUCAGCUUUGUAAUAUUUUUUUUUUUUUUUAACUGGGCAGUAAAUUAUAGACAACCGUUUCUCAGAAGCCCCCCUCACCUUUCUAGUUUUGGCUUACAAGGCAAAAACUGUCACAUGUUGCACUUCUGCUUUUCUUUUGUUACUUUCUGUCCUGUGGCUUCAACUUGUGAAAAAGGAAUUGAAAACUAAACCUUAAGUCUGCACUUGUUUAAUCUAACAUAAUUGCUUAUUUCUUAUUUAAUUGGUGCUGUAAAAUAUUAUUUCAGAGUACAUUCAAAUUUGUCAACUUAUAACUUGUUUGAUUUUAAGCACAUCAUAUUUUUAAUAUUGCUGUUAAAUAUUACAAAUUGAAAUUUUAACGUUUGGUUCAUUUUUAUCCUCUUUACCCAGUUUCAAACUAUUAAAAGAAAAUGUAUUUCCACUUAGGGCCACAUUAAUAAUGACAACACUGCAUUUUUCUUAAAUAAUCUAAACACAUUUUUGUAUUAUCAUGGAUGCACAUCAAAUAAAAUUGUUUUGUAUUUAAUAAACUUAUCUG
Messenger RNA from Cololabis saira (Pacific saury), 3821 nucleotides. RefSeq lists its product as uncharacterized. Lineage: Eukaryota; Metazoa; Chordata; Actinopteri; Beloniformes; Belonidae. The record is from RefSeq and is a predicted model, not a curated record. Bases 150 to 1706 code for a protein of 518 amino acids. The transcript is spliced from 16 exons. Gene Ontology annotation, molecular function: RNA binding; metal ion binding; protein binding.